GUUGAGUGAUUCAUGUAAAGGGAAAUCCCGUAGCUGAGCGGAGCCGUUGGAUUAAUAGUAAUCAAAACGGCGGAGAAAAGCCAAACCGAUGUGAAGGAAAAAAAGGAAGGAAUAAGAACUGGAAGUUGAAACCCUAAGGGAGAGUUAGGAGUUUGGUAGGGGAUUUUUUCGUUUUUGUUGAAAGAAUAGGAACCUGUGUUUCGAAGCCAGGUGGUGCGGCGAGCAGAGCCGUAGCGCAGAGGCUCUCGCAAGCUGCUGCUCUACCUGAUACAACUACUGCUGCUGCUCUACCUGAUACAACUACUGCUGCUGCAAACGUCUUCGAUAAGUCGCCGUCUACCAAGAUGAAGGGGCUUUUCAAGUCCAAGCCACGAACCCCUGUUGAUAUCGUGCGGCAGACGCGUGAUCUCCUCGUCUAUGCCGGCCGCUCCCCCGAUAAUCGUGAAUCCAAGAGGGAAGAGAAGAUGGCCGAAUUAUGUAAAAAUAUAAGGGAGUUAAAGUCUAUUCUUUAUGGAAAUAGUGAAUCUGAGCCAGUCUCAGAAGCUUGUGCACAGCUGACUCAGGAGUUCUUCAGAGAGGACACGCUAAGGCUCUUGAUCACUUGUCUUCCUAAAUUGAACUUAGAGGCGAGGAAAGAUGCAACUCAAGUUGUUGCAAAUUUGCAAAGGCAACAAGUGCAGUCAAAGUUGAUUGCUUCUGAUUACUUGGAAGCAAACAUAGAUAUUAUGGAUAUUUUAUUAGCAGGUUAUGAAAACACAGACAUGGCUUUACAUUAUGGUGCGAUGUUGAGAGAAUGCAUACGGCAUCAGACUGUUGCAAGGUAUGUUUUGGAGUCACAGCACAUGAAGAAGUUUUUUAACUAUAUACAACUUCCAAACUUUGACAUUGCUGCUGAUGCUGCUGCCACUUUUAAGGAGCUCUUGACAAGGCAUAAGUCCACUGUAGCUGAAUUUCUUUCCAAGAACUAUGAGUGGUUUUUUGCAGAAUAUAACUCAAAGUUGCUGGAAUCUAGCAACUACAUAACAAGAAGACAAGCUGUCAAGCUGCUGGGAGAUAUUUUGUUGGACCGCUCAAAUUCAGCUGUCAUGACGAGAUAUGUGAGCUCAAGGGAUAAUUUAAGGAUUCUUAUGAAUCUUCUCCGGGAAUCAAGCAAGAGCAUCCAAAUUGAAGCUUUUCAUGUUUUCAAGUUGUUUGCUGCGAAUCAGAAUAAGCCUCCAGACAUUGUUAGCAUACUUGUUGCAAAUAAAAGCAAGCUUCUGCGUUUGUUUGCAGAUUUCAAGACUGAUAAAGAGGACGACCAGUUCGAGGCAGACAAGGCUCAAGUCGUGAAAGAAAUUGCUGCCCUUGAGCCUAAAGACCGGCCAUAGUAAGCUAUAGUGUACUGUAAUCUCUUUGGUUUGUUUUUGUAAUAUUAUUAACACAUAUUGACUGUGAAUCAUAUAUAGUGUUCUCCUAGUCUUUUAGAAGGAUGCAUACCAUGUAAAAAAAGGCUCUUCUUUUCUGUUCGCCUUUCUUAGAAUCUGUGUUUAUCAUUA
This is a messenger RNA of Theobroma umbraticum, 1535 nucleotides long. Its product is annotated as Mo25 family protein. Gene Ontology annotation, biological process: intracellular signal transduction. The record is from RefSeq and is a predicted model, not a curated record. Lineage: Eukaryota; Viridiplantae; Streptophyta; Magnoliopsida; Malvales; Malvaceae. Gene Ontology annotation, molecular function: protein serine/threonine kinase activator activity.